UAUUAAUAAAAUAAAUAUUAUUAAACUAAUGAUUCCUUACUUUUAAGAUUAUUUUAACUUAUAAAUUUGAUACUUUCAAAGACAAUACGAUUUAGAAAACCUAACAAGUAUGAUUUGGACAGAUCAUACCUUUUGCAGCAUAUAUGUUGUAAAAAUGUAACUUACAAUAAAUCAAUUCGUUACUGCUGAAAAUAAGAAAUGUAAUAAUAGAUACCUAAAACAUUAGGUUAUUAUACAACAUUCAUUUGCGUACAAAUCAGAAAAUAAUAAAAGUGGUAAAACACAUUCGAUAACUCUUCUCUCCAUCGCGAUAAUCCAAUACUGUCCAGAAGAAAUUCUAAAAAUGCUGAAUAAAAGUGAACAAAACAGCUCUUUUACGGUAGAACGGACUGCGCGAAUUUAUCUCUAACGCCGUGAAAAUUCGCACGACGAACUGAUUCCACGUAUCUAUUUCCAGGUACUGCGCGAACCACCUUUUAUCUACAAAUUCCUUCAAUUUUUUUAGGUUGACUUUUUUAUCGUUACAAAAAAUUUUAGAGAUAUUAGUACAAUUGUGACAAACGUCGACGUCUCUCUAAGUAUAAAAAAAUGAUAAAUAAACGUUUUCGAUCUGCAUUUCCAUCUGUAUGCUCCGUCGCACCCCGGAAAACUGCGAAAAGAGCAGAGCGUGGAACUUUGUAUCGCCGCGGUUUCUAAACGAACGAUAUCCGGGGACGUAAUCUACCCCCCCCCCCUCUCUCUCUCUCUCUCUCUCACUGUCCGCUAAAGCGUAACGCUCGCCGGCACACGCCAGGUAGCUGCGCUUUAAUUACUUAUUUUUCUUUGCCGCUCCAAAAAGCCACCGAUGUGUAAUAGAAUCGGCGCGGGGCUCCUCCCGUUGCGCGCGCGCGGCUUUACACGCGCGGCCAGAGCGGAGCGGAGCGGAGCGAAGCGGAGUGGAGCGGCAGUGAAUCCCGACGACGCGCGGAGCGCGGACGUGUUCGGUGUUUGCGCCAGCGUUUUGCCAGUUUGGAGACCGGUGCGUUCGCGUGGAAUUCCUUUCUUUUUUUUCAACCCAGCCCGUCCGCGCGACGUCUAAUCUUAAUCAACGUCGAUCAACGCGACAAUUCGACGCGGUUAGUCAAUUUAAUCAAUCAGUGGCUCUCAAUCGCUUCCGCGGAGGGAAUCUUUAACUCCGAAGGCUUUCUAUCGGGUCUAACGAAGAGAUCGUCGUAAAAUAAUUUUAUAUGAUCGUACACCAGUGCGUCAUCGGAUCGAUCUUUUCAAUUCACCUCCGUUCUCACUUUUCCGAGAAACUGAUACACGAUGAUGGGAACGAUUUGAGUGGAUCGGAGUAUACGUGUCAGCACGGAGGACCUCGAUUACCUCUCGCCGCAGGCGUAAGGAAGACAGCGUUACAGUUGGCUCGAUUCUCAGAUUCUCCGCUUUUCCCUUUUCCUAUUCUAACUAAUCUCAAGAAGAUACGCGACACGGAGGGGGGCACGAGUAGAAACGGAGGAGGAAGCGCGAGAAUGAAAUGACAUGGUCCAGAAACGGUAAUUUCGGAAGGCCAGCCAGACAGAUGCGAGAAGAUGACGCGGGACGCGACCCGGGUGCGCGCGAUCUCUGCGCACGUAUGCGCGCACGCACACACGCGCGAGCAAUUAAAUUAAGGAAGCGCGGGCGUGCGUGCCCACUCGUUCGCUCGCGUGCGCCUCGAGCCUGCGAUCGCGCAGCGAGAUAAUUUACGUUGUACUCCUACCCGUGGAAUGAAUGAACGUGACCUACGCAUUUUUUCUUUCCGCUCGGGUCGCGACGCAGAGAGGGGAAGAGGAAAGAGGAGGAGUACGUGCGAGAGAAAGAGAAAGAGAGAGAGAGAGAGAGGGAGAAAGUCAAAAAGGAGAACCAGAAGGACCGAGCACGAGGGCGUGCGCCGUAAACCAAGCGCUUCGAAACGCGAUACGUUGUGAUACCAUACGAAGAGGUUCCGAAUAUUCACGCGGACGAUUUCGUGUCACGUAUCGAGGAAGUAAACAAAAAAGACAACGACGUGUUGCGCACCGAUCGUCCGGAAGGGUCGACGGCGACAGUGAUAGUCCCUUGCGCCUUUUCUACCGUAACGUAAAAACGAUAUACAAGUGCGGAUACAAUACGUAGAGUACCGAUCUCGUUCUACUCGCGGGUUGAUUUACGCGCGAGAAUCGAACGUGUCGUUGGCACGUGAUCGAGCGCGAAAUCGAGGAUUUCACCCGCGAUCCUCCAGGCGCGGAAACGUCACGCGGUUUCGGACGAGUGAGAAGAGGAAGAGAGAGAGAGAAAAAAAAAAGAGACGGAGGCGAGAGCGCGAGAUGUGCCGAAGGCAUUUGCUCAACGUGACACACGCCAGCAGCGGUUUCUCCCCUCCCCCCGUGAUGCGAAUAGAUGCGACGUGGGAGGAUCGUUAUCGGAUGGGCAAUAAGGUCGGGAGCAAUUGAACUCUCGGCGCGACGUCGGUGGAUUUCGUCGUUGAUCCAGAAGAACGACGGACGACGUCGCCCUUCGUGGAUCAUGGAGAGGAAGAGCGGCGGAGAGGCGCGGCCGAAGAUCGAGAUCGUACGGGUCUCGUCCAUCGAGCGCAGCAACUUCCGGCCGCUGGACGGGGUGCAGCUGCGCGCGACCUACAGCCACGUGCGAGUGGGCACUUACUGCCCGGAACCGGAAGCCGCCGGUGGCGGCGGACCAACCGAGACCAAGCCGCCGAUCGAGCAGACGCGACGCUUCAAGAAAAAUUUGGGACCAGUAUCAAGACUGCUGAGACGUCGUCAUCACGCGACAUGCCUUGCCACCAAAUCCUGUGAUAACAUUUAUAGCGUGAAUAGGAAUAGUAGUUCUCUGGACUGGAGAGUCAACCAGAACGCCAACGAACAAGAUCUGCAAGCCAGACAGAGCAGCAGCCUAGACUGGAGAGUAGGAAGGUCCGUCACUUUCGGCUCCAACCGGCUUCACUGGGGGAACGCGACACGAAGCGCCGAGCAGCUUUCCAGGAGCGCGCCUCUCACUUCCGAUCAUCUUCAGACACCGAGCACGAGAUCGAAACUCGUGUCGCUAUUGAGACGACUCUCCCCGCGCCUGUCCAGACCCGGAAGCAAGGGCUCGCUACAGUCGUCGCCGACGAUUUGUCCAUGGGUCCAAGUCGAGUACUCGGCGGAAUCGAUCGAGACCGGCAGACGGGAGGAGGCACAGGAGACCGACACCAGCUUCCAGCAGGAAUUGCAGUUGAACGAGCUGCGGAAACGGAUGGCUGGGAUUGCCUCCACAUCCCAGGUUACGACGAAGACCGCGACAAAGGAUGGUACAGGACAACCGAGUCUGCCGCGACCCAGGAUUCAAGUGCAGGAACCCGAAACCGAAUGCAAUCACCGGAACGUCCGCACAGUUGUGCACGAGGAUCGCGUGGACGAGGGGCGGCGAGCGAGCGGGCAGCCUCGGCGCGGCGGUGGCGAGGUGGCGGAUCUGGAGGACGCCGACGAUCCCUGUGCCGCGACGGUGACGUCGUCGGUACCCGGAGCCGGUGGCAUUCGUUCGCAUCGACGCACUAGACCGCUCUCCCUGGCAGUGCAGCCACUCAACUAUCAUCGCCUCGACCCGGAUCCUCGACCGCCGGCACAGAUCGCCACCAGGCAACACCCCAAUAUGACCAGCCAGGAAAGCAUCGGCAGCUGCAGCCUGGACGUCGACCGCUCUGCGUCCGACCGAUCAGAGAACACCGUGGACUCUGUGUCCGAGAAAACUUUGCACAGUCUGAACCUGUCGAACGGCGAACCACCGGUGUCGUCGUCCGGGAACUUGGUGAACGGCAGCAGCGAGACGUUGCAGAAAUCGCACCUCACCCCCGAUGAGAAGAAGCUGAACGCCAGCAAUGCUCAUCGCAGCAGCCCGGAGCCAGAGCUGACUGCAGCAAAGAAGCCUAGUUACUUGGGAUUGGCGUGUAGUAUAAGCGGCUACUCGGGAAUCACCAGGUACGACAGCAAACUGAGAGAAGGAUUUCGCUCGAGAGACAGUAGUCCCGGCACGAGGCUGAUCACAAGGGACACGAGUCCUGCAGGUUUCAGAUCCAACGAGAAUCUCAACGUUCCCACGCCCCAACAUCCGUCUAAGAGUCAGUCGAUAUCACCGUUAGCGAUGGAGAGACAAAACGGAUUCACGAACGGUGUAAAAGAGGAGUGCAAAGUCGAGACGUAUAUGGAGAGCAGAAGUUCGAUCAGCAUGACAUGCCAGGGUUACUCGGAAGUCGACAAGGGAGUAUCGUUACACGCAACCUUUCCCGAACUGAGUCCUAUCAGGAUGGGUGCUUCCGUCAGUAAACGGAGCUCUGGAUUAUCACCGAUGCUGUCCUGCGGACAGCAAAACAAGUCCAUGGACACAGGUUUUUCCUCUCCGAAGCAAGGCGUCAUUAAUCUUUCGGGUACAUCGUUUAGUGAUACUAGUGUUCUAAACGGCUCGUCGGUAGAGAGUCAAGUGUUGAACACCUCGUCGAACAGCGAGAAAUCCUUUAUUCAACAGCGAGUGGAGCGACUGUAUGGUCCAGGUGCUCUAGCGCAAGGUUUUUUCUUCAAACGCAGCGUCACCAAAUUAAAUACUAGUGACAGUAGUUGCAGUAAAUCCAGUAAUAACAAUGAAAUUUCGUUGGACAACGCGAACGCAGAAGAGUCAUUGAAGAAUCUGCCUGUCCUGCGACAUCUGCGUCCAGAAUUCCGGGCGCAGCUCCCUGUAGUCAGUAGUAGAAAACCCACAGACGGCACAGAACAAGUUAUAAAACCACUACAAAGGGUAAUGCCAGUGACACGAAAAACUGAGCAGAAAAGCUCAACUACAAAUUCACAAAACAGCAUAGUGAGAAGAAUUCCAAUUACUAUAGAGGGUGACGUAUCGCAGUGCGAUACGACUAAUAAAAGCAUACCUGAUCAGCAACCAGCCGCGCCGCAAGUAGUGUUACCCGUGUUAGAACCUAGCGCUAGCUCAAUGAACAUAGCGAAACAGGCUCAAGAGGCAGAAAAAGUAGUCGAAGAGAAAGAUGGACAUUAUUUUAUGAAGUUAUUGAAACAAGAGACAGAUAGACUGCUGUCGUUGGCCGCAUCUGCAGAAGCCGAAUUAGCCAGCAGCGAUACACUGCCAGAAGAGGCGGCUGGUAAACUGCGAUCUGCCGCCGGAAAAGCUAGAUUGUUAACUUCGCAGAAGAUGCAGCAAUUUGAAGGAUUAUGUCAAAAGAAUAUCAAUCAGGUGCCGGAUGAAGAAUUUCCAACGACGAACGAAGAUUUGGCUGGCUUCUGGGACAUGGUGAUGCUACAGGUUGUUCAAGUAAAUGAACUCUUUGACCAGAUAGAGAAUUUAAGGAAGUCGCAAUGGCAAGAGGUCAUGCCGGACAAAAAAGCUGCAUCAACUUCGCAACAGAACGGUAAACGCCGAGUCAUACCAGUCCACAAAGCGAAACCGACCGCGAACAGCGAGGUGAACAAAAAGGCGCGCGAGGCUAGAGAACAGGCGCGACGACAAAUGAUCGAAGAACGAAGACGGGCGAUGCGCUCCAACGCGCAGAAUGUCGACAAUUCCGUCGAGAUUUUUGCUCCUGAAACGUAACGACGAAUUACAAGUUAAGUCUGACUUUGACUGAGCGAUACAAUCGCUCAACAUUGCAGUUCUUAAAGAAUAUUAGCGUGUAUAGACCAUCAAUUCGAAUAUGAAAGGAAAAAGAAAGGACAAGUUUAUACACUAUACGGUGACGCAAUCAGUUUCGGCAAAAAAUCAAAUUUGCUUGUUAUAAUUAUUCAAGAUAUUAUCCUUUGCACGCAAGUUAUGCGCGACAAGGAACAGGAAAGUAUUAAGCAGAUAGACCAUGUAAUAUGUGUUAAAAUUGCUGAAAAUUUAAUAUUACUAUAAGUAAGGAAGAGGAUAUACAUAUGAGUUGACGAAGAGCAGGUGUUUACGUUCUGCAGAGGUUUUUCAUACUUUUUUCAUCGAGCUUCGACAUGUCACGCAUUAUCCCGACCAUCCUAGCGCAAUAACGAGACACGAUGAUGUGUCACCUCUUGUCCAUAGAUAUUUUAUAAAUGAAAGGUAAAAUAUUUACUGUAGCACUUUAUCAAAUUGUUUUUCUACGUGUCUCCGGACUGACAUUAUUAACUUAUAUUUAUAUAAGUGGUAAUAAGUUACAUGGAAGUUAAAAACUGGCGACUAAAGAAGGAAUGCAGUUGCGCAAGAAUUCUUAUUAAUCAGUCGCGUUUUAAGUCAAGAGAAGUUGUGUCUAGGUUAAGGAUAAAGAAAAUGACUGCGUUUAGCAGAAAAGUGCUUUACAAUUGUUUUUUUAUAUGAAUAUUUGCGUUCAGCAAAAAAGCAGUUUUGCAAUGGUUACAAAAUUUUUAAAUGAUUGGUUAUUGCUCUUAGUUCCUACCGAAUUUAAAUGUAUAAAUUAAUCAUAAUAAAAAUUCUUAUAACAGUUGCAAAAUUAUUUUUUUCUGCUAAACGCAACUAUUGAUUCAAAUCCAAUUUAGUUUUGUUUAAAUACUAAAUAUACUAAAUAUAUAUUUAUUUUUAAUUAUAUAUUUUUUCAUUCUUUCAUUGAGAAAACUAAAAUACGUAUCAUUUUCAAGAAAAACACUUAUAAAAAUAAAUGUUUUUUAAAUAAAUUAAUGUUAUCAACAAAUGUAUGUGUGAUAAAUGGAUAAAUUAUCACUAACAGAGACAAGUUCUAGAAAUUUGAUUUUAAAUGCUUUUUAAGUAAAAUUAAAUACAAUUAUAUAAUAAUAUUUAUAUUAUAUAAUUUUUAAUUUUAUUUGAAUUUUUAAGAAGAUACUUAUUGUUAUAACAUUUUAUUUUAAAAAACUUUAAUUUUUUAAGAAAAAAGUAUUUAAGAUCGAAUUUUUAGUAGGACACUGUCAAUAAUUGGGCUAUUUAUCUUAUUGCGGAAGAAUAGAUUUUUCCAAAUAUACAUUUAGAUCUGGUAAAAACUAAUAAUAAGAGCAAAAAUUAUAUUAAAGAAUCUUGCAGUUGCAAAGCUACUUUUUCUGAACGUAGCCAUUAAUGAAAAUUUGUAACAUAUGUAAUGCUUUCUGACAAAUGCAUUGUUUAUUAAUUUAUUUGGAAUUUGGAGAUUCCGUUGAUGAUUUGCAAUCUCCUUAACCUGGAUAUAACAAGCAAUUUAUUACGUAGUUUAUAUAUGUAAAUAGAAUUAAUUAAUAUUAAUAUUUGCACAAGGCCGAUUCUACGCCGAUUGUUCGCCUAAUAGCUUUUUCUAUCAAACGUCGAUAAAAGUUUCCAUGUUGAGAGGUAUUGUCAACAGCAAGUAGAAGUAAAAAAAUUUAUAUUAUUCUUAUUAUCGUAUAUAUUGUGCGUCUCAUGGCGAUAAAUAUUAUUUUUGUUAUUGUUCUAAUUAUAAUCAUGUGCAGUUUCACCCUUGUAAAACAUCUCCGCGCGAAACAUGGAUGUAAUAAAUUAAUGUCGCGUUCGUUUUAAAAAUA
Molecule: messenger RNA, 7472 nt
Organism: Monomorium pharaonis (pharaoh ant)
Lineage: Eukaryota; Metazoa; Arthropoda; Insecta; Hymenoptera; Formicidae
Exons: 15
Coding region: 2401-5595 (1064 amino acids)
Biological process (GO): signaling
Cellular component (GO): glutamatergic synapse; postsynaptic specialization
Molecular function (GO): molecular adaptor activity
Source: RefSeq, a predicted model, not a curated record